Molecule: messenger RNA, 619 nt
Organism: Cuscuta campestris
Lineage: Eukaryota; Viridiplantae; Streptophyta; Magnoliopsida; Solanales; Convolvulaceae
Source: the annotation of a GenBank genome assembly
CUAACAUAGUCCAAAAUAAAAUAUUGGACCCACGGGCUGAGGGAGUAGUGGUUAAAUGGGGGAAAGGAGAAGUUUAGAAGGAAGAGCAAAACCUAAUCUAAAAAAUAAAAAACAAAAAACCCAGUGUAGAAGAGAGAUGGGGGUUACGAAAGAGGAGGUUGAAGAUUUGCUUGUUAAAGAGCUUCGUCCCGCACAUCUGGAAGUUAUUGACAAAUCUGGAGGAUGUGGUGCAUGCUUUCAGAUUGAGAUUGUUUCACAACAGUUUGAAGGCAAAAGAUUGCUGGAAAGGCAUAGGAUGGUUAAUGCUGCACUCGGGGAAAAAAUGAAAGAAAUCCAUGCUCUCUCCAUAACCAAACUUUGACUCCAGAAAAGUGGCAAGAACAACAAGAUGAAGCUGAGAAGUAGCCUGAAGCGGCCACUUAAAUCCGGCUCGAAGAAAAAAUCCAGGCAGUUUCUCUUUUAAUGUUAAUGUUAUCAUUGUUUCAAUUUCUAAAAUUCUGAUGUGGUUUAUAUUGCAUAAAAGAGAUCAUGAUAAUUGAUAAGCCUGUUUCAUGCUCAACGAGUUCCUUUUUUGUACGCUUGAUAUUCAUGAAUAUUUAAUUGUGCACUUAAAUAGGUC